Marmota monax (woodchuck) is the source of this 3854-nucleotide messenger RNA. It is a transcript of the gene Znf667, whose product is annotated as zinc finger protein 667. The transcript has 6 exons. NCBI's taxonomy places the organism in Eukaryota, Metazoa, Chordata, Mammalia, Rodentia, Sciuridae. Gene Ontology annotation, biological process: negative regulation of transcription by RNA polymerase II. Gene Ontology annotation, molecular function: RNA polymerase II transcription regulatory region sequence-specific DNA binding; DNA-binding transcription repressor activity, RNA polymerase II-specific. The coding region runs from base 543 to 2375 and encodes 610 amino acids. Gene Ontology annotation, cellular component: nucleus. The record is from RefSeq and is a predicted model, not a curated record.
GGGAAGCAUAGUCCAAGACCGCGCAGAGCAGCCUGGGCCUCCCCGUCUGCGAGGGCGCGGUCUUGUCUCCUUGGCCCUCUCUCGGUCCGCUCUUGCCACACUGGACAGAUGGGAAUUCGCGCGGCUGGAGCCUCCUUAGCCCCGCGUCCUGGGCGAGGCCCUCCACAGUCGUGCCGCCCGGAGGCUUGUGAGAGUUACAGGCCGACAGGUCCGUGAGUAAAGCCGCCUCGAAGCCCACCAGCCAGGGGCGCGGCCUGAGGACGCCGGCCGGACGGCGAGCGGAGAGAUGGCUUGGCGAGCACAUCAGGGCGGGGCCUCAGCCCAGAGGCGCGUGCACGCGGCUUCCCGCCGGCAUCAAGCCACCGACAAAGCAAAAAGAAGUCCAUUUGGGGGUUUCCUGAGUUGGAAGGAAACAAUGGAAGGUUGUUAUACUCGUUUCCUGUGGCUGCUGUAAAAAGUUGCCAAUGGCUUCAAACUAUACAUCACUGCCUUCCCAGCACUCCGCCUCUCUCUGAACGUGGAGCCUGAAGGUAAGGGAAAGGAUGCCUGCUGCACGGCGGAAAUCCAAAUCCAAGGCACCAGUGACUUUUGGGGACUUGGCUAUCUACUUCUCCCAGGAGGAGUGGGAAUGGCUAAGCCCCAUUCAAAAGGAUUUGUAUGAAGAUGUCAUGUUGGAAAACUACACGAACCUGGUCUCACUGGGUCUUUCCUCUCGAAGGCCAAAUGUCAUUGCCUUACUGGAGAAAGGGAAAGCACCCUGGAUGGUGGAGCCUCCAAGACGACGCCAGGGCCCAGACUCCAGGUCUAAGUGUGAGGUGAAGAAAUUACCACCAAAUCAGUGCAACAAAUCUGGGCAAAGCAGCUGUCAGAAACCAGUUUCUACAAAACAAAAGGUUCCAACAGGGAGCAGGGGCUACAGCAAAAGUUCAUUCCUAAGCAAACCCAAGAAAGGUAAUUCAGGGAAGAAAGCCUUAAAAUGUGAUUACUGUGCUAAAACCUUUAGUCAAAGCAUCUCUCUUAAACUGCAUCAGAACUCACAUACUGGAGAGAGACCUUAUGAAUGUGGUAAUUGUAGAAAAGCUUUCAGACAGAUCUCAUCUCUCAUUCUUCAUCAGAGAGUUCACAAUGGGAAGAAAAGCCAUGAAUGUGAUAAAUGUGGGGAAAGUUUCAAUAACAAAAUAGGCUUUAUUCUACAUAGAAAAAUUCAUAAUGGAAAGGAAAUGUCUAAUUGUGGGAAGGGUUUGAGUUCAUGUCCAUCUCUCAGUGUACAUCACAACAUCCAAAUUGUGGAGAGAGUCUACCAGUGCAGAAAAUGUAGGAAAGCCUUUAGUCGGAAUUCAUCCCUUUUAGUUCAUAAGAGAAUUCACAGUACAAAGAAAAUACAUAAAUGCAAUAGGUGUGGGAGAGGCUUCAAAAAGAAACCAGCCCUUGUUACCCAUGAAAAAAUUCAUAUUGGAGAGAAACCUCAUAAAAGUGUGAAGGCCUUAAGUCAGAGUGUGAUGCAGAGAAGUCACCAUUUAGAGAAUGCCUUUAAAUGUGGAAAAUGUGGGAAAUCCUUUAGUAGGAUUUCACCCCUUCUGCUUCAUCAGAAAAUUCAUGCUUCAGGUAAACCCUAUAAAUGUGACAAAUGUGAGAAGGACUUUAGGCGCCUUUCAACCCUUAUUCUGCAUCGAAGGGUUCACAGUGGAAAGAAGCUGUACAGAUGCAAUAAAUGUGAGAAGGUCUGUAAUCGGCAUUCAUCCCUCAUUCAACAUCAGAAAAUUCAUAAACGGAAGAAGAAGCUCUUUGAGUGUAAGGAAUGUGGAAAGAUGUUUUCUGGAACUGCAAACCUUAAAAUACAUCAGAACAUUCAUUCUGAAGAGAAACCUUUCAAGUGCAAUAAAUGUAGUAAAGUUUUUGGUCGCCAGUCAUUCCUUAUUGAACAUCAGAGGAUUCAUACUGGAGAAAAGCCCUAUCAGUGUGAGGAAUGUGGGAAAGCGUUCAGCCACCGAAUAUCCCUAACUCGACACAAGAGGAUUCAUACUGAAGACAGACCUUAUGAAUGUGACCAGUGUGGGAAGGCCUUCAGCCAGAGUGCACAUCUUGCCCAGCACGAGAGAAUCCACACUGGAGAGAAGCCGUACACCUGUAAGACAUGUGGGAAGGCCUUCAGUCAGCGCACCUCCCUCAUCCUCCAUGAAAGAAGUCAUACCGGAGAGAAACCCUACGAGUGCAAUGAGUGUGGGAAGGCGUUUAGCAGUGGCUCAGACCUCAUUCGACAUCAGAGAAGUCAUUCUUCGGAGAAACCCUAUGAAUGUAGCAAGUGUGGGAAGGCGUAUAGUCGGAGCUCGUCCCUGAUUCGACAUCAAAACACUCAUUCUGAGGAAAAGGCCUAAUGUUUUAAAUCUGUAAAAGCUAAGAAUGAGGUUAUCAAAGAAGCAGUCACAGGCAUGGGCGAAAUGUACAGAUCUUCCUUAGGGGUUGGGGUUGUGUCCUGAGAAACUCCCCAAGGUUGAAAAUAUAGUGAAUAACACACUUGAAGUACCGAACAUCAGAGCUUUGCAACACAGCCCAGUGCAGAGUACCGAUCAUUCAUCAUUGCACGGCUGACAGGGAGCUGUGCCCACUACUGCCGCCCAGCACCAUGAAAGAGCAUCAUACUGCCUGCUGCUAGCCUAGGAAAAGAUCACAUCCUGAAGUACAGUUGCUACAGAACAUAUUGCUUCUGCACCAUCAUAAAGCCAAAACUCACAGGUUAAGCCUUUGUAUAUUGAGGUCUGUCUGUACCUGUCUCUAAUAUAAAUUGUGUAUAUAUGGGGUGAUGUGAUGAUGUAUCCCACUUUGAAAGCCAAAGAACAAAAGUCACUGGUGACUUUUGACCUCUGGAUUUGAAACCAACUGAGGCAAGCUCAGGAGAAAGAUAAGUCUUUUGAGGAUGAAGGCUAUUUUUCUUUGAUGUUUUAUUUUCUAGUGUAGUUUUGAAGAGACUUCACUGGCCACAUGCCACACAAUGGAAUUGUGAAGUCUGGUUUUGUAGAUGGGGCGUUGAGCCUGAUUUGAGUUCACAUGAGUUUGAGUCAGUUCCUCAGAACCAAAACUGUCCCAUAAAAAGGAGUUCCUGGCAAAAUAGGAUGCUGCUUUCACCUGACAGUCUUUAGGGGGAUAAAGAUAGCACCUGUGAUGGUGUGCAGCAGCAGUGUUCACCAUACUGUCUUCAUGGAUUUGAAGACAUGGUGUGAAAAUUGAAUAUGGCCAAGACAGGCUAAUGGGGAAGAACCAUGAGGUGGUAACAAAAUGAGGAACUUCAGAGCAGGGAGAAAAUUUAUAUUUGAAAAUAAAUUGUUUAUAUUUAUAUGACUAUAUAUUGGUAUUUUCAUGUAAUACCGAUGUGUAAUAAGUGACUUGUGAAAUGUGUUACAGACUAAAUGUGUGUGUCACCCAAAAAUCACAUGCUGAAGCCCUCACCCUCAAUGUGUGGUAUUUGGAAAUGGGGCAUCUGGGAAGUAUUUAGGAUUACAUGAGGACAAGGCUUCAUGAUGGGUCAUUGCCCUUAGAAGAAGAGAUACCAGAGAGCUUACUCUCUGCACCAUGCAAGAGCAUAGGAAGGCAGAUGUCUGCAACCAAGGAGACAGCCCUCCCUGGAACCUGACCUGGUAGACAUUCUGAUCUCAGAUUUCCAGCCUCUGGAACUGAGAAGUUAAUUCUGUUGUUUAAGUCCCCCGUCUGUGGUGUUUUAUUAUGUCAGCUCAAGUGGACCAAAACACUGGGGAACCUCUAGGUAUAUAUACUGGGCUCUUUUCAUUUCAGCUGUUUGCCUGUUUCCAGUGUGUGUAAAACAUGUCAGAAAUAAAGUCAGAGCUCUGUUUUGUGAUUAA